AAAGAUGAGUACCAAGCCCCAAAAUACCCUAUUGUUCUUUGCCAUGGACUUUCUGGAUUUGACAGAUUAAUCCUUGUACCAUCGUUAAAUCUCAUAUCAAACGUUGUAUCUGGUAAGAAAAUCGAGCCAGAGUUUCACAUAAAUGAUCAUGGUGGUGUAGCAUUAGAUUAUUGGUUCGGUAUUCAAGAAGCUUUACAAGCAAAAGGCUCAACUGUUAUUGUGGCGAAAGUGCCUGGGUUUGGAAGUAUAGAGGAAAGGGCUGAUGAACUAAAUCGUUUCAUUUCAAGAGCUACUGGGUAUUUAAGAAAACAAUCAAAAUCUGAAAUUUAUCACGAAGAUGCUCAUCCAGAUCAAGGAAAGGAGACUGAUGAAAGUUUCGAACAAAGACAAGAGAAAGUUAAGGUCAAUCUAAUCGCACAUUCUAUGGGUGGUCUUGAUUGCAGAUAUCUUAUCUCAAAGAUUGAAAAUAAGAAUUUUGAGGUUGUCAGUUUAACUACUAUAACAACACCACAUAGAGGUUCUGAGGUUGCUGAUCAUGUUGUGGAUCUUGCAAAGAAUCUUCCAGAAGAUAUCAAACUACCUCCAAGUAUCUAUCAACUCACUACAAACUAUCUGAAAGGGUUUAACAAAGAAGUUUUAAAUGAUCCAAAUGUUCAAUAUUUAAGUUACGGAGCUUCAUUUAUACCCAAGUGGUUCAACGUAUUUUACGGAACUUGGCAAAUUAUAAAUGAGAAGGCAGGUCCAAAUGAUGGUAUGGUUAGUGUGGAUUCUGCUAAAUGGGGUAUUUACUUGGGUACAUUGGUGAAUGUUGAUCAUUUAGAUUUGAUCAAUUGGACAAAUGGUUUUAAAAGGUUGAUGGGUCGUAUAUCACCUGGAGAUUUAGGGCCACAAAUUGAUACAGUUGCAUUAUAUUUAGAUAUUGCUGAUAAUUUAGCAAAAAGGGGACUAUAG
Molecule: messenger RNA, 951 nt
Organism: Hansenula anomala
Lineage: Eukaryota; Fungi; Ascomycota; Saccharomycetes; Phaffomycetales; Wickerhamomycetaceae
Gene: TGL2
Product: triglyceride lipase
Exons: 2
Molecular function (GO): triacylglycerol lipase activity
Source: RefSeq, a predicted model, not a curated record